Lotus japonicus is the source of this 1856-nucleotide messenger RNA. RefSeq names its product acetylornithine aminotransferase, mitochondrial-like. Gene Ontology annotation, biological process: arginine metabolic process. Bases 220 to 1614 code for a protein of 464 amino acids. The record is from RefSeq and is a predicted model, not a curated record. Lineage: Eukaryota; Viridiplantae; Streptophyta; Magnoliopsida; Fabales; Fabaceae. Gene Ontology annotation, cellular component: chloroplast stroma. Gene Ontology annotation, molecular function: transaminase activity; pyridoxal phosphate binding; identical protein binding. The transcript has 4 exons.
AUCCACUCCAGUGUAUUCCAUUCUGUAACCAAAUGCGGACAAAUACAAUGAAUCUUUUCCUUCCUUCAAUGUGGUCUUAAACUCGCUAUCAACUCAUUCACUCACACUCUCUCAAUUGUGAAGUCAAAACCCCACUCGGUUCAGUUCCAAGUUGCCAACUUGCUGCAGAUUCGAUUUCACUCUGAAGGAGGGUGAGAAUCAAGCCAUUUGUGGGACACAAUGAGUACAGUUCACAUUUAUCUGAACCAUUCAAUUUCUCGAUCAGUAUACAAACUUGGGUUCAAUUUGGGGAGAGAGAGCGCUUUGAUAGGAGGAAGACAAUUUACUCAAAUCAAUAGCCGGAGGGCCGUGAGUGCUUGUCUUAAUGUGGAUGUUGGUGCAGCUAAUGCUGCGAAUGUAGCAUUGGAGAAGACUAAGAAAGUGAUGGAGAUGGAAGGGAAGUAUUUGGUGGGGACAUAUGCAAGAGCACCGGUUGUGCUUGAGAGAGGGAAAGGUAGUAAGGUGUAUGAUGUUGAAGGGAAAGAAUAUCUAGAUUUGAGUGCUGGGAUCGCUGUUAAUGCAUUAGGGCAUGGGGAUGCAGACUGGUUGAAAGCUGUUGUGGAGCAAGCUGGUACCCUUACUCAUACCAGCAAUAUUUUCUACACAAUACCUCAGGUAGAACUUGCAAAGCGUCUGGUGGCUUGUUCCUUUGCCGAUCGUGUAUUUUUCGCAAAUUCUGGAACUGAAGCAAAUGAAGCGGCUAUUAAAUUUGCAAGAAAGUAUCAGAGACACAUAACUACUGAUGGGAAAGUGCCAGCAACAGAGUUCCUAGCUUUUAGUAAUUGCUUUCAUGGAAGAACCAUGGGUGCCCUUGCUUUAACAAGUAAAGAGCAUUACCGAGCACCUUUUGAACCUGUUAUGCCCGGAGUAACCUUUUUAGAGUACGGAAAUGUGCAGGCUGCAACAGAGUUAAUUAAGCAGGGCAAGAUUGCUGCAGUUUUUGUGGAACCCAUCCAAGGAGAAGGUGGAAUUUACAGUGCUACAAAAGAAUUUCUAGAGUCUCUGCGCAAUGCUUGUGAUGAAGCUGGGGCACUUCUUGUGUUUGAUGAGGUUCAAUGUGGUUUAGGUCGAACAGGGUAUCUUUGGGCCCAUGAGGCAUAUGGUGUCUUCCCCGAUAUGAUGACCCUAGCCAAGCCUCUUGCUGGAGGCUUACCUAUUGGAACCGUCCUGGUGACUGAGAGAGUUGCUUCAGCUAUCAAGUACGGCGACCAUGGAAGCACUUUUGCUGGAAAUCUUCUUGUUUGCAGUGCUGCUCUUGCUGUAUUGGAUAAGAUAUCAAAACCUGAUUUCCUGUCUUCUGUAUCUAAGAAAGGCCUAUACUUCAAAGAACUACUGAAGCAAAAGUUAGGAGGAAACCGGCACGUGAAAGAAAUUCGCGGUAUUGGGCUAAUCAUGGGAAUUGAUUUAGAUGUACCUGCCUCACCCCUUGUAGAUGCGUGCCGAGAUUCUGGUCUUUUAGUAUUAACUGCUGGAAAAGGAAAUGUUGUCAGGCUUGUUCCACCAUUGAUCAUAACAGAGCAGGAGCUUGAGCAAGCAGCUGAUAUUCUAUGCCAAGCUAUAUCAGUUCUUGAUUAGAGUAACUAAAACUAGGAGUUUUGCUUGAAGUCUUGGAUGUAAAAACCUUGAACUUCCUUUCCCUGAAGGUGUUAUUACCGUGGUAAGAAUAAUUUAGCAAAGCAUGCAUCAUAUUUCUUGAAACAGUGGAUGGAAGAUCCUCUGUAUUCUCUGUGACAAAUUUAUUUAUGGUGUUUUUCAUCAGAUUGAACAUAUCCAAGGGAUUUGAAAAUCUUUUCCUUUACAUGGGUUGGUUUUGAAUA